AAUGCUGGAACAUGUGUAUGUGAGAUUGGGGAGUGUUGUCUGGUGCCUUCCACAGAGACAAGUCAUAUACUAAAGACACCAGGGAUAAAAUCAAUGAGAGUUAACGUCCUAGAUGAAACAUUCACCAGAAGUUUAUGGCUGAAAUGUUUCUGGAAGAGUGACAGCACAUCUAAGAGACUACCAUUGAAGAAAACUGACAGUUAGUGAAUCAAGGUGAUGGGUUGCAGUGGAGAAUCCUUGGAUGUUGUAAUUACUACCAGGGUUUGUGAUGGUCACACUGUCUGACCAGCAGGAGAUAGUUGUGGCUGCUGUGUGUAUGAAAACGUCAGGUAAUGAUACACUGUGAUGGAUGGGUUUACUACAAGUACCUACUGUUAAAUGAACAACUGACCCUUCUUGGACCAGAGUGAUAUAUCAGUGCUUAUUCUAUUGAGCUAACUGCAUGUUAGUUACCAUAUUCACAGUCUCUCGGCGCUAUAUGCUGCUGCAGUAGUGUAUGGUAUGUCACUGUGGUAUAGUUCCAUCUGCCGCAUGUUUGAUCUUUACAUGUACAUAGUACUUUGGUGUGACCAACAUUCCAGGGAGUAGGCCCCUUGAACACUAAUUGCUUGGAGCAGUGUACUUCAUGACUGAUCAGGAAGGCCUAUUGGUGAAUCUUCAGCAAUCAUCUGCUGAUAUGCUGUGUUUUGAGGGUCACUGGUGUUAGUUAAGACAUAGAACAGAUGGCAAAUUUAAGAGGCCUGUUAAGCAUGAGAACUUAAUUGUGUGGACUCUCGAGGAGGAUUGCGUACUUCACGGAUAAUGAUAACCCAGUCCAACAUCACUGAUUAACAUGGUUUUCUCAAAGAAGAAGAAAAGCAAGGAGGAAGGGAGUGCGUCUUCCUCCACCAAGGCAGCUAAUGAUGUCGAUUCUGGUGGGGCUGAUGAGCUGGAUGCGGUGCCAGAUGAUGAACCCAGAAAGAAAAUGCCAAAGAAGUUUGCCAGUGGUUCCAGCAGCCAGCGCAGCAGAGAUCUUCUGGACCCAAACAAACCUCUCCAUCUACAGAUCCGCAUCAAGGUGAUUGAGGCCCGUCAGCUACAAGGUGCCAACAUCCAGCCUGUCUCCCGUGUCACAACCUUCAACCAGACCAAACAGACACGUGUCAAGAAGUCAACCAACAGUCCUUUUUGGAAUGAGUCCUUCUUUUUCAACUUCCAUGCAUCUCCAGCAGAGUUAUUUGAUGAACUCAUAGAAUUUCAGGUAUUCAACUCCAGGAAACUACGAUCAGAUGCUCUCAUUGGAUCUUUUAAGUGCGACAUUGGACUGGUGUAUGACGCCCCACAACAUGCAUUCAUCAACAAGUGGCUGCUGCUCAGUGACCCCGAGGACUCCAUGGCAGGGGCCAAGGGCUAUCUCAAGAUGUGUGCUGUGGUGCUUGGGCCUGGGGAUGAGGCACCGAGUAUGAAAUCAACAUCAGCAGAUGAGGAUGAGGACAUUGAGAGCAACCUGUUGCGCCCAGCGGGUGUACAGCUACGCCCGGCCACCUUCUUGCUGCGUCUCUACCGUGCUGAGGACAUACCCAGAAUGGACUCGGCCUUCAUGGAGGGAGUGAAGAAAGUUUUCAACAUCGGCGAGGAACAGAAGGAGCUGGUUGACCCCUACUUCGUCUUCUCCUUUGCAGGGAAGGAGGUGAAGUCGAAGAUCAUGUACUGCUGUGAUCAUCCCGAGUGGAACCAGGAGCUCCGGCUUGGACUGCAGUUUCCAAGCAUGUGUGAGAGAAUUAAGUUCAUGAUCCGAGACUGGGAUCGACUGAAUGAAGAUGACAACGUUGGAACAUUCUGUUUACCAGUAUCAGUAAUUUCAUCACAAGGAGACACUGACAAGGAUGAGGGUUUCCUGCCCACAUUUGGACCAUGCUAUGUCAACUUUUAUGGGUCAACAAGGGAGUAUUCGGACCUGCCCGAUGAGUAUGAGGAUCUGAAUCUGGGCAAGGGUGAGGGUGUGGCAUACCGAGGAAGGGCCCUGGUGGAGCUAAUUACACAACUUGGGGAGCUGCCAGAACAGUCUAUAGCCGACAUAAACAGUGACGAUAUACUCCGAGUCCAGAAGUUCAUGCGGCGCCGGAAAUAUCGUCUGCAUGCUUCCUUCCUGAACGCCACAAUGAUCAGUGAGAUUGAUGCCCCAGUGGAGUUCGAAGUCAGCAUAGGAAAUUAUGGGAACAAACUGGAUGAGAAUGUGGCCCCCUGUGCAUCUACCACACAGCCCACCAAUGCUGUGUUUGAUGGCUGCUACUACUACUUCCUGCCGUGGGGAAACACCAAGCCAUGUGUGGUGGUCGACAGUCACUGGGAGGACAUCAGCUUCAGACUGGAGGCACUCAACUGUCUCCUCAAAAUCAUCAUGGAUCUGGAAGCCAACAUUGAAAGAGUUCGAAUAGGUAUUAAAGCAAAGUUGCCAACACCUGAAUUAGCCCAGCUCCUGAUUUCACUGCUGGACCAGCUGACCCAAGACUGUAGGAAGCCACUUCCAGAGUCAGUGCCUGGCCAGCAUAUUGCCACCGAGCUGGACAGACUGCUCAGUGCAUAUCGCCAGAACGAACUACUUCACAUCAUAGAAGUAGCCACAAAGCUCAGGGAGAAUGCAACUGAUGUGAAUGAAGCACUGUCUGAGAUAGAAGGAUAUCUGUCAUUGCUGAAGAACUUGGCUACAGAGCCCCAAAACAGCAUGCCUGAUGUGGUUAUCUGGAUGAUCAGUGGAGAGAAGAGACUGGCCUACUUCCGUAUCCCAGCCAAUGACCUGAUCUUUGCCUCAGACCCUGCGUCCAGAGGACGACACUGCGGACGUCUGCAGACCAUUCAGCUGAAGUUCCCUGGCAGCAAGGCUGAGAAGGACAAGAAGUUUGAGGUGCCAGCUAUGAUUCGUGUCAGGCUGUGGCUGGGUCUACAGAGCCAGGAGAUGGAGUGGCACAAGAUGCAGAAAGAAGGAGAGCUUGCUGUUUUUGCAGAGACGUAUCAGAAUGAAGUGAGCAUCUUGGGAACCUGGACAAACAAAGGCCCUACCAUGACCCGUCCCAAGUGGUCGGACAGCCAAGGGAAGGUGUCUCUGCCACAAGAUGGCUUUGAUCCCCCACCGGGAUGGCGAUGGGAUAGUGACUGGUAUGUCAGCCCAGAACUCAGUAUGCUGUUUGACAAAGAUGCUGGUCAUCAUCAGUUUCUGGAGGACAUUUAUGAGUGCCAAGCCCGGAAUCUGCCUGGUGGGCACUGGGGUCCAGCAUCCAGACCCUGGGCAGAUGUGGCAUACUGCAAUGAGAAAGGAGACCCAUGUCCAGCCAAGGAGGAGGUUCCUCUGCCAGGAGGGUGGAAGUGGGAUGACGAGUGGCAGGUGGACCUGAACAGAGCUGUAGAUGAGGAAGCAUGGGAGUACUGUGUGGAGGCCACGAUUGGUGGAUAUGGGCCUGUGGAGAAAACCUACCACUUGUGUCGACGUAGACGCUGGGUCAGGUCUCGUACCAUGGUCAUGGAUACAAAGAAGCAAGUUCAGAAGGAGAAGCAGAAACAAAAGGCAGCUGAAGGAUGGGAGUAUGCACCGCUCUUCAACAUGAAGUUCCACUCACAGGAGCGAACCAUGGACUUGGUCAGGAGAAGACGUCAUCAUCGCAAGAUGGUUGCAGAAGACCCAAAAGCCAGUUGUUUCUUCAGCCUAAAGCCUGUGGAAGGAGAUGACAAGUUGGAUGCGUCCCUCACUGCACCACGGAUGUUUCUCACCUUUGACAAGUCCUACAAGUACCAGCUGAGAGCCUACAUCUACCAAGCCCGGGACCUCCUGGCAGCUGACGACUCCGGACUCUCAGAUCCGUUUACCCGAGUGUCCUUCCUGACACAGAGCAUGGUGACUGAACGUCUACACAAAACCCUCUGCCCCACCUGGGAUCAGACACUCAUCUUCGGGGAAAUCGAAGUGUAUGGAAACCCCAAGGGGAUUGAAUCUCAGCCUCCAGAUAUAAUUCUGGAACUAUUUGAUCAUGACACAUUUGGUAAGCCUGAGUUCCUGGGGCGGUCCAAGGCACAGCCAAUGGUGAAGCUAGACCCAGGAGAUGCCCGCACACCAGUUCUGCAGUGGUAUGAAAUAAACCGUAUGGGGCAGAAGGGAGGCGAGCUACUCGCAGCAUUUGAGCUAUUUCUGAUGACAGGGAAAGAUUUGCCAUUCCUUCCACCUAAAAAGGGCAGCUUGUACCUGGUACCAAAUGGAAUCCGUCCCGUCAUGCAACGCACAGGCAUUGAGGCCUUGUGCUGGGGAGUACGCAACAUGAAGAAGUUCCAGAUGUCCAGUGUGUCGUCUCCAAGCAUAGAGUUUGAGUGUGGUGGUCAUGUUCUUAGCUCUGUCACCAUCAAGGAUACCAAGAAGAACCCAAACUUCUCUGAGCCGCUUUUAUUCUUUGAUGUGAUGCUGCCGAAGGAGGAACUGUACAUGCCACCUAUGAACAUCCGUGUACGCGACCAUCGACAGUUUGGUCGGAAGCCAAAUGUUGGUGUGUAUGUGUUGAGGACCAUGGAGGACUUCCGCUGUGAGCCCUUGUUGCCAGCUGCAGAUGAGGAGGAAGAAGGUAGCAUUGUGGGGAAUGGUCCAGCUGGAGAGCAUGUGGUUGACAUGCCCCAAGAAGAAAAGCUGCCCAAGAAACCUUGGUUUAAUAAACUGAAAAAGAAAGAGAAAGAAGAAGAGCCUGAAACACCGAGUUCAGGAUCCAUGUUUGGAAAGAGGCUAUCGUUUCCGCAACUGGAGUUGCCUGAUUUUAAGAAAAGUAGACGGGAUGUGGAGGAUCCUAACCUGCUGGAUGAGGAGAUUGACUGGUGGUCCAAAUACUAUGCCUCCACCGGAGAGACUACCAAAUGCCGGAAGUACGUGGAGCUGGGAUACGACAAUCUACUGAUCUUGAAAUCUGAACUGGAGAAGACAGAGGAUUUCAAUGGCUUUGUUGACUUCUGCCACAGUUUUGAUUUGUGUCGGGGGAAAAAUGAGGAGGAGGAGGAGUCGAAUGUGGUUGGGGAGUUCAAGGGUUCAUUCCGAGUUUACCCUCUGCCUCAAGAUCCAAGUGAACCCCUCCCAGUGAAGAUUCUGAGCAAUCUGCCCAGCAGUGAUCCUGAUGAAUGUGUCAUUCGGGUGUAUGUCAUCAAAGCCAUCGAGCUGCAGCCCAAUGACCCUAGUGGUUUGGCUGACCCCUACCUGGAGGUGUUGCUUGGCAACAAGAAGCUCAACACAAGGGAUGACUACAUUCCCAACACGACAAAUCCAGUGUUUGGCAAAAUGUUUGAAAUAGUGGCCUCCAUUCCUUUGGAGAAGGAUCUCCUCCUGCGUGUGAAAGACUACGAUCUGAUCUCAUCGGAUGAUGUCAUUGGAGAAACAUUGAUUGACUUGGAGAACCGUUUUCUCACAAAGCAUAGAGGAACAUGUGGCUUGGCCAAGUCAUACUGCACGUCGGGCAUCAAUGAAUGGCGUGACUGCAUGAAGCCCAAGGAAUUGCUGGAGGAAUACUGUCGAAAGCGUAACCUCACAGGGCCUAUGUUCUAUGGCAACAACAGUGUCAAAGUGGGCAAGCGAGUGUAUAACCUGGCUGAAUUUGAACAAAACAAGAAAGCCAACUCCCACUGGGGUCCUCCUGAGGAGCGCCUUGCCCUGGCCGUGCUCAACACCAUGCCGCUUGUGAAGGAACAUGUUGAAACACGCCCAUUGUUCAACCCUCUACAGCCAGGGAUAGAGCAGGGCAAGCUGCAGAUGUUUGUGGAUAUAUUCCCCAAGUCACUGGGGGAACCAGGGCCACCCUUUGAUGUGACUCCCAGAAAACCAAAAGGGUAUGUCCUGAAGAUCAUCGUCUGGAACACAGUGGAUGUUGUGCUGGAGGAGGAGUCCAUUACUGGGGAGAAGAUGAGUGAUAUCUAUGUGGUGGGCUGGCUGCAGGGGAUAGAUGAAAAGCAGGAGACAGAUGUCCAUUACAGGUCUUUGGAUGGAACAGGCAACUUCAACUGGAGAUUUGUCUUCCCAUUUGAGUACCUGCCCGCAGAGCAGACGAUGGUGGUGCGUAGGAAGGAACACUUCUGGAGUCUGGAUGAAACUGAACUUCAUCUGUCCCCAAUGCUCUCGUGUCAGAUAUGGGAUAACGACAAGUUCUCCGCUGAUGACUUCCUUGGAACUUUGGAUGUCAAUCUGAACUCAAUCCCAAGGCCAGCAAAGAAGGCUUCCUCUUGUUCCCUGAAAACCAUCCCUGAUAUGAACAACACUAACGCAGUGAAGUCUGUGUCGCUGUUUGAGUGUCGGAGACUCCGGGGCUUUUGGCCAUGUUAUAGUGACGAGAGUGGAGAGCGAGUGCUUACGGGAAAAGUUGAAAUGGAGCUGGAGUUACUGACAGCUGAGGAGGCGGCAGAGAAAGAAUCCGGUCUCGGACAGGAGGAGCCCAACAUGCACCCACAUCUGGACCCUCCAAAGCGACCAGAAACUUCAUUCAUGUGGUUUACAAGUCCAUUCAAGACCCUGAAGUACAUCAUCUGGCGCAACUACAAGUGGUACAUCAUCAGCUCCCUGGUCAUCCUCAUCCUCAUCCUCCUUGUCGUGCUCUUCGUCUACUCCUUCCCAGGGGAGAUUUCAAGGAAGAUUGUUGGCAACUAAACAGAUGAUUGCUGCUGCGCCACCAAACCUGCCACCGAUGUGUGUGUAUAUUGUUUGAUGCUGGCUCUGAGGCUGUAUAGUCUGUAAGUCACUGGAGUGUAAGUACAGUGGCAGGACAUAACUACUCUUGCAUGUACAGUGUAGAGAUUCCUUUCAUCAAACUGUGUGGUUACAGGGGUCCUUUCAACAAAAUAUUUUUGCAUACAUAUAGAUAGGUAAAGCCAUUACCAAUGAACUCUUGUUUCUUUAUAACUAAAUGUUGUAUGAUAAGGAUAUUGGCUGUGAGACAUUUUUGACCAGUGUUAGUUCUAGUCUUGUUGACAACUUGUUGAAAAUGAUUUGUGUCUCAGGGUACUGUGAUGUGUGAAGCAACACUUGCAUCUGUAGGAUGGGUGUAACAUGGGUACUGAUGAAGCAACACUUGCAGCUGUAGGAUGGGUGUAACUUGGGUACUAAUGUA
Molecule: messenger RNA, 7097 nt
Organism: Haliotis rufescens (red abalone)
Lineage: Eukaryota; Metazoa; Mollusca; Gastropoda; Lepetellida; Haliotidae
Product: myoferlin-like
Exons: 51
Coding region: 833-6637 (1934 amino acids)
Biological process (GO): membrane fusion; plasma membrane organization
Cellular component (GO): membrane
Source: RefSeq, a predicted model, not a curated record